Syzygium oleosum is the source of this 2344-nucleotide messenger RNA. RefSeq names its product phosphoribosylaminoimidazole carboxylase, chloroplastic. The record is from RefSeq and is a predicted model, not a curated record. Gene Ontology annotation, biological process: 'de novo' IMP biosynthetic process. Lineage: Eukaryota; Viridiplantae; Streptophyta; Magnoliopsida; Myrtales; Myrtaceae. Gene Ontology annotation, molecular function: phosphoribosylaminoimidazole carboxylase activity; metal ion binding; ATP binding. The transcript has 17 exons. Bases 150 to 2072 code for a protein of 640 amino acids. Gene Ontology annotation, cellular component: chloroplast.
CACACACUCUCCGUGUCGCCACCGCACUCCGCCACCGAGCUCCGCCCCACCGUCGCCGGCGACUCGCGCCUCGUCAACUGCAGCUACUGAAGGUUUCUCUUCUUCCGUCUUUCAGACUCGACCGUCCCCUUCAUCGUGCGAGGGUUAGAAUGCUUCAUCUUCAUCAGAGCAUUGUGCUAAGUGGACACCGAGUUACUCAUUUCGUGCUUCCCAGAGGAGCAACAGCAGUGAUUGAUACAGCAGUGAGAUUCUCGAUGGAACGCUCGGGUUGUUGUAAAGAAAAGUUAUUUGCUUCUCAUUCUACGCGUACCUCUUCCUCUCAAAGCUUAGCUUGCCUGGCAUCAUCAGAAGGUCUUGAGCCUUCAACCAGGUUGAAGGACGACUUACCGGCCCAUGGAUUAAGCGAGAAGAUAGUUGGUGUGCUAGGAGGAGGGCAACUGGGUCGCAUGCUAUGUCAGGCAGCUUCUGAAAUGGCCAUUAAAGUCAUUGUGUUAGACCCACUUGAAAGCUGCCCAGCAAGUGCAAUUGCAUACAAUCAUGUGGUUGGCAGCUUUGACGAUAGUGCGACCGUGGAGGAGUUUGCGAAGAGAUGUGAAAUUUUGACGGUCGAAAUUGAACAUGUUGAUGCUGCCACCUUGGAGAAGCUUGAGCAACACGGAGUGGAUUGCCAACCUAAAGCCUCCACUAUUCGAAUUAUCCAGGACAAAUAUCUCCAAAAAGUUCACUUUUCCAGACAUGGCGUUCCACUUCCAGAGUUUAUGCAGAUAGAUGAUCUCGAAGGUGCUGAGAGAGCUGGUGACCUAUUUGGCUAUCCCCUGAUGGUAAAGAGCAAACGACUAGCUUAUGAUGGGCGUGGAAAUGCUGUUGCAAAAACAGCCGAGGAGCUUUCUUCUGCUGUGGCUGCUCUUGGAGGAUUUGAGCGUGGACUCUAUGUCGAAAAAUGGGCACCCUUCAUGAAGGAGCUUGCUGUCAUUGUAGCAAGAGGAAGAGACAAUUCUGUCUUGUGCUAUCCUGUGGUUGAGACUAUACACAAGGAAAACAUAUGUCACAUAGUUAAGGCGCAUGCGAGUAUACCGUGGAAGAUUCGGAAACAAGCUACCGAUAUUGCAUAUAAAGCCGUUUGUUCCCUGGAAGGCGCUGGUGUUUUUGCCGUUGAAUUGUUUCUCACUAGGGAUGGUCAGGUCUUGUUAAAUGAAGUGGCUCCUAGGCCCCACAAUAGUGGCCAUCACACAAUUGAGGCUUGCUACACUUCUCAGUUUGAACAGCAUUUGCGAGCUGUUAUUGGUCUUCCACUUGGUGAUCCGUCAAUGAAAACUCCUGCUGCUAUCAUGUACAAUAUACUUGGUGAAGAAGAGGGGGAACAAGGCUUUCGUUUGGCUCAUCGGUUGAUUGGAAGGGCAUUGAGCAUAAAAGGAGCUGCAAUUCAUUGGUAUGAUAAGCCAGAAAUGCGUAAGCAAAGGAAAAUGGGUCAUAUUACUAUUGUUGGCUCCUCAAUGGGCACUGUGGAAGCACAACUAAAUGCUUUGCUAAGUGAAGAAGGCAGGGAUUGUCAGUCAGCAGUACAACUGCGUGUUGGGAUUAUAAUGGGCUCAGACUCCGACCUUCCUGUGAUGAAGGAUGCAGCAAGGAUACUAGAUGCAUUUGAUGUGCCUUACGAGGUGAGAAUAGUUUCAGCACAUCGAACCCCUGAUGUGAUGUUCAGAUAUGCUUCCUCUGCUCAGGAGAGGGGCAUUCAAGUUAUUAUUGCUGGUGCUGGUGGUGCAGCUCAUUUGCCAGGUAUGGUGGCUUCCCUGACUCCAUUACCGGUUAUUGGUGUGCCUGUUCGUGCUUCUGUAUUGGAUGGUCUUGACUCACUUUUAUCGAUAGUGCAGAUGCCAAGGGGUGUCCCUGUUGCUACUGUGGCAGUAAAUAAUGCCACAAAUGCUGGUUUGCUAGCCGUUAGAAUGUUGGGAGUUGGUGAUCCAGACCUACUGGUUAGAAUGAGCCAGUACCAAGAAGAUACGAAGGAAGAUGUCCUCACAAAGGCAGAAAAAUUGCAGAGAGAAGGUUGGGAAUCAUAUCUGAAUCCUUGACGGUCCCGAGCGUGCGCCAGUUUUGGUAGUUAUGAUUGUUUUUGGUUUCUGUUGUACUUCUUAUUCAGUCCCAAGGUACAUGUAGAUCAUUGUCAUUCAUAGGAAACUAAAUAGUCAAUGGAAAUGCAUAGUCAUUCCCAAUGCAUCUUCUUUCCAUAGAAACGAUAAUUUAAGUCAAUGUAACAUUAGAUAUCAGUAUGAAACCGAUGCUUGAUGACGACAUACCAAAUUGUUUCAGUAACAAAAGGAGCCCCCAAUCUGGGUUUCCGAUC